AUGACAGCUAGUGGUAUGGAGUGCAUGGAUCGGGUCAUUGAGCUGUCGCAAGACCUACACGAGCUCAAGGUGGAGAUCGACGGAUGCAAUGAUCACGAGCAGCGAGAGAAACUGGAGCAUCUUCUCCGGCGAUACAGCAAGAGACUGACUUCGCUAGAGGCACGUAGGAGUUCAGCACACAAGUGGAUCCCCAAGGCUGCAAGGCUCUGUCCGACAAGAUGUAACCUGCCCAACCUCGAGAUCUUUUGGAUCGAUGGCGAUAGGAGCCAAGGACAGCUUCCUGAUGACUGCCCCCAAUGGUUCGUCGUCAUGGCUUCGGCUCCAUCUCGAUUCCGCACCUCCUCACUGGAUUCAAGGUCCUAUGCAAUGGUAGAACUGGAGCUAGAUAACUCUCCCAAAGAUUCCGUUGAUACCGAGCGAUAUUCCGAAUCUAAGCUAGAGAAUCUCAGGACGGCCACAUACUACGACCCAUUACAGGACGCAGAUGCGUCAGAUCUGGGUGAUGCCGCGACAUAUGAGGAAAUCGUCUUCGAAGUUGAACUUGUGAGGAAGCUGAUGUGGGAGUGCACUUAUCUCCGACAUUAUGGUAUCCUUUUCCGCGACUCGCCGUUCAACAGGAUUUAG
Molecule: messenger RNA, 624 nt
Organism: Gamsiella multidivaricata
Lineage: Eukaryota; Fungi; Mortierellomycota; Mortierellomycetes; Mortierellales; Mortierellaceae
Exons: 3
Coding region: 1-624 (207 amino acids)
Source: RefSeq, a predicted model, not a curated record